UCAGUGCAGUUCUAGUUCGCGUCAGCAGUCAGCGUCGUUCAGCCUAAAAAAAAUCGAAAACCUCAAUUUGUUGAAAAACUAAAAUCUCAAUUGUUAAUUAGUUUUCAGUUUUAUGUAGUAUUCUUCUUAGUUACCCAUUUUAUAUUAGAUUUGGUUUAAUUUCUUACCUUAGAUUUUUAGCAUAACCUUUAGGAAAUACAGAGUUACUGCCUGCAAUUGUGUUAAUGGUUUAUAGGCCCAUAAUAUUGUUUGUUUUCUUUGGUAUUGGUAGUUUUAAGAAGUUUAAACUAUGGGGGUUUUAUGACCUCAGCUUAAAGUAGUUAACAACAUACCCUGUAAAAGAAUAUCAUUAUGCAGUCACCUAGGACGAAAAGAUGCAGGCUUUGCCUAGAAAAUUGCACCCAAUAUAUUGAAAUAUUUAAAGAUGACUUUCCGAAGAUGAUUUACCUGUUGACUAGAAUUAAGGUCUCUCAUAGGGAUGAUUUUCCAAAAGUCUCUUGUAUGCCAUGUGCAUUGGAGGUUAAAAAUGCAGUUUAUGCAAGGAAGAAAAUUAUCUUGUCACAUAAAAAAUUGGUAGCAGAAGCAGAAACAAACUCUCACAAUAUUGAUGAUACAGAUCACACUAGUGACUUUAAUGCCCCAGUAGAACCAAAUGAUAACCAUAGUGUUUUUGAUCCAUUAAACACUGAGAUAUCACUUAAAUUAAUUCCUAAGACUGCUAGGGUUGUAAUAGUAGAAGACGAAAAUGUUGAGACCAUGCAACCUGUUACAGAAGUAUUUCUGCCAGAAAUUCCUAUUGAUAAUAAUGCUGACAAUGCAACUACUACAUUGGAGAUUGCAGGUGAUUUAAAAGAAGAACAACCAGAAAUUAUUGAUAUUACAGAAAUCAGUAACCUAUUAAAUCUGAAUAACAAGGCAGAUUUUGAAGAAAAAGUCAAGAAUGAAAACGCCGAAGACAUUGAAAAGUCAAAUGAUAAAGGGUUAAAAAUAAAGUUUAUAAAUAAAAAGCAAUUGAUGACAGAAUUAGUAAAAAGUGGGAAAUCUUGUAAAUAUUGUGGAAAAACUUUCCAUAGGAGUAGUCUAAGGAGACAUGAACUAAGGCAUGAACAACUAGGAAAUCAGGCUGCUACUUUGCAAAGUAGUAGUAAUAAAAGGAUUACGCGGUCUUCAAAUGGUCAACGGCCGCAAAAUACCGAACUACGAAAGCCUAAACCAGAGCAGAAUUUGAAAACUUGUCAUUUAUGUGGAAAAACGUAUCAUAAAAGUAGCUUGUCCAGGCAUAUUAGAGAUACCCAUCAUACAAGUGCUGCAGAUGCCAAAUCAUUUGUGCUUGAUGAAGCUGUGGAUGCUUUGCUCGGACAGCAGCGUAAAAAGUCUUCAAGAAUUUACAAGCAAGAAGAAAGCAGCAAGAAUGGAUUCGACUUUGAUCAAUAUUUAUCCAAAUAUAACGCCCACAAAAAACUACAGGAAACUUUGAAGAUUGACAUAGAUCAAGCUAAAGGAAUAGAAGAAUUCAUCAAAAAUCAUAAUGCUCCAAAAGAUGCUGAACAUGAAACCAAUUUUUUGGACUAUGUCGACAAAAACACAAACGAGGUGCAUAAGGCAGUAGAACCAGCCUCUUCCGACUACCCAGGCGAUCCAAAAACUAAAUCUUGUAAAAUUUGUAACAUAACUUUUGCUCAUAGAAACCAAUAUCAAAACCACAUUUCGAAGCAUAAAGUAAAAAUGUGCGACGUUUGUAAUAAAGAGGUCAGAACUUGCUACAUGAAAAGGCACAUGAUGGCGCAUGAAACAGAACCCACCGCAUGCGAGGAAUGUAAUAUCACGUACAAAAAUAAGUUAAGUUUUCACAUGCAUAACGUGUUGUACCAUGAAAAUAGGUACUCCUGUGUAUGCGAGGAUUGCGGAUUGUCUUUUAAAACUAGGUCCAAAUUAAUGAUUCAUAAGAGAAAAGUCCAUAUAAAAGAAAAGAAUGUAAAGUGUGAAACAUGCGGAAAACUCUUCUUUUCAAGAGUUCACCUCAAGAACCAUAUUAAAAUGAAACACCUAAAAAUAAGAUCGCAUAUGUGUCAGUUUUGCGGCAAAGGUUAUUCCUCGAAGUUCGCCCUAACCACACAUCUGCGACAGCACACCAAUGAAGCACCACAUAAAUGCACCUUUUGCGGUGACAGUUUUAGACAAAAAGUAUCUUUAAGAAACCAUUUAAAGAGCAAACACAAAAUCAAGGAAGAAGAAAACUGUUUUUGUGAUAAGUGUGGAAAAGGAUUCACCACCCUCGGGGCCGUUGAAGUACACUCGCGGGUUCAUGAGGGAAUUAAGUGUCCCCAUUGUACGGAUACUUUCGCAGAUUUUUCAUAUUUACAGCAACACGUCGCGUCGCAACAUCCGGAAGAAUCAAAAAUAGAUGUAGGAGAUGAAUAUGAUGAAUCAGAAGAGGAGUACUAAGUACUAAGAAUUCUUUAUAUGCUUGUAUUAUUUGUAAUUCAGUUAUUAUUAAAGAGUUGUCUGUGA
This is a messenger RNA of Anthonomus grandis grandis, 2511 nucleotides long. Its product is annotated as zinc finger protein 91-like. The transcript is spliced from 7 exons. The record is from RefSeq and is a predicted model, not a curated record. Lineage: Eukaryota; Metazoa; Arthropoda; Insecta; Coleoptera; Curculionidae. Gene Ontology annotation, cellular component: nucleus. Gene Ontology annotation, molecular function: zinc ion binding; RNA polymerase II cis-regulatory region sequence-specific DNA binding; DNA-binding transcription factor activity, RNA polymerase II-specific. Gene Ontology annotation, biological process: regulation of transcription by RNA polymerase II. Bases 352 to 2445 code for a protein of 697 amino acids.